Capronia epimyces CBS 606.96 is the source of this 2232-nucleotide messenger RNA. RefSeq lists its product as uncharacterized. Gene Ontology annotation, cellular component: nucleus. NCBI's taxonomy places the organism in Eukaryota, Fungi, Ascomycota, Eurotiomycetes, Chaetothyriales, Herpotrichiellaceae. Gene Ontology annotation, biological process: positive regulation of transcription from RNA polymerase II promoter by galactose; DNA-templated transcription. Bases 1 to 2232 code for a protein of 743 amino acids. The record is from RefSeq and is a predicted model, not a curated record. The transcript is spliced from 5 exons. Gene Ontology annotation, molecular function: RNA polymerase II cis-regulatory region sequence-specific DNA binding; DNA-binding transcription factor activity, RNA polymerase II-specific; zinc ion binding.
AUGGUUUUGAGCGUCUCGGCCUCAGAUGCCUCGCCACCCCAGACCAACGGCCAGGGCGAGAAGCGCAAAGCCGAGGGAGGGACGCCGGGCGACGGACAACCGCACACAAGGUCGAAGAGGAACAGAUACAUUUCUAUCGCAUGCAACGAAUGCAAACGCCGCAAGAUCAAGUGCAAUGGCCAGACGCCGUGCCAGCGAUGCGGCAAUCUCUCGCUCGAGUGCAUCUAUGCUCCAAACUGUUGCACCAACUCCCUCAAGGACUCGGCUGAGUUCAACCAGAUGCGGGAGCACAUCGCAGCCUUGCAGGACCAAGUCAACGAGCUCUAUGCCAGUCUGAACGAACUUCGAAGCCGGACAGAUGCCGCGUUUUCGGCGUCCGUCGACCCUCACUUCUCAUCGGACGGCACGGGUCGCUCCAUGUCCUUGUCUGUGUCGCGCACGCUUCCUCCACAUAUCUCCCCGAAGAAACCUCCGCCGAAGGCGUUGCCUCAAUUCCAUGGGCCUACCAGUACCCUGUACGGGUUGGACGUCGCAAAGUCUUCUCUACAGACCAUGGGCAUCACACACAAUGCGGCGGAGGACGGCAUGGUGUCUCGUGAACGAAGCCGAGCAGCCUCACCUACGCUUUUACUGCCUCCACAUCCGACGAAAGACCCUCUGUGGCUGUUUGAUCUCGCCGAAGUCACAAGACUCCUGCGCGUUUACGACGAGGAGAUCGGUAUCAUGUAUCCUGUGGUAGACUCUGAGAGACUGCUCAAGCAUGCAACUUCAUUAUACAAGUUUAUCGCGGCGUCGCUACGCUCAGGCUUUGGACAGCCAGGACUACCGGGUGCUGAUACCUUUGACGACGAAGAGACAACAGUUCUAAAACUCGUUCUCGCCAUCACUCUGGUAGUCGAAGGCAAUGGCCGAAGUGAGAUGGGCCAAAGAUUUUUCGACGCUGCAAAGGGAGCCACAGAUCUAAAACUUGUUAUGGCGUUGGAUCUAAAGUCGGUGAUGCUGACUGUGCUGACGGCUACUUUCUACUUCCAAAAGGAUGAGGAGGUCCAGGCCUGGCGGUUCAUUGGCAUCGCUGCGCGCAUGUGCAUUGAGAUGGGCCUCCACAGGAAGGAUUCUCUACUCAGAUCUUUCACCAACGAAGCCGAGUAUCAGCAAGCGGUGCGGAUCUUCUGGACAGUUUAUGCACUUGAUCGGCGCUGGAGUUUCGGGACGGGAAUGCCGUUUGCUUUGCAAGAUGCAGACAUUGGACCUGCAUUGCCGGAGCCUGAUGAGAGUCACCCAUAUCUGAAGCACAUCACCAAAUACAACCAAAUCGCGACCAAAGUGUGGUAUCAUAACCUCUCUUAUGAGGCGGGACAGAACAACAAAAAGGACGAGAUAGGUUUUUUGGACUAUCAAAUCCUACAAUGGUACCAGCAGCUCCCAGACUCGCUACAGUUUAACAACCACGACCUUGCGCGGGAGAGUGAUAUCCCCGGACGCGGUGUGCGGCGGCUCCGCUUGCUCAUGUAUCUACGCAAGAAUCAAGCGCGCAUAUCUAUCUACCGACCUGUGCUUCACUCGGCGACUAAUAUCAUGGAAAACCGACACUACGCACAGAACGUGGUCGAGGUCGCCAAAGAAACCAUCACCACGCUUACCGCAGUCAAUCAGGUCUCCGAUAUCUACAAGACACAGCAAAUCCUGUACAACUAUUUCCUGGUUCAAGCCUUGGCCGUGCUGUUCCUUUCGGUGGCCCAUGCGCCCGCUCUCUUCGUUUCCCAAACAAGGCAGGAAUUCUACGCCGCAAUCGAGAUAGUGAAGGGCUUCAGCACCAAGUCUCACGUAUCGAAGCGACUCUGGAGGACUAUCCGUGGUCUGAAGGAUAUGGGUGACAAGAUUGGUCUGUUGGCACGGGCGGGUAACUCGCUGAAUGACGCAGAGCAAGAUGCACAUUCCGAUGCAGCUGUGGCGAUGGCGGGUCUGGCCGGGCACAAGAUCGACUACAAUUCAUAUGGAAACCCGCAUCAUACUAACGUGAAUCAAGAGCUUGGAGUCAGUCCGGACGACGCACUUCAAAUCACAAACGAGUUGUCGAGUCUGUUCGAGCUUGCGGGCGGAUACAGUGCUCCGACACCUGGUCCGGAAGCAUUCCAUUUCGUGGGCGCGAGUGCGGAUGUUGGUUUGGGAGAAGGCUUUAAUGCCUUUGGCAAUGAGCCCGAAUUGACGAGGAUCGUGAAUGAGUUGUUCUGA